AUGCUUCGUGUAUAUGUAGAAGCCACUAAAGCAAAUGGGAAACAAGAAAAGUUUCACGACACACAUUUAUGGGAAUAUCCAAUUGGAUACACACAACUUGUUGUAAUCAAACACCCGAAUAAUUUAGAUUUAAACAAAAUCAAGAAGGAUGAAACUGGGUUAGACGUGCAUUACGACAUGACAUGUUCAUCUCAGCUGAUACUUGUUUAUAAAUAA
Messenger RNA from Clunio marinus, 216 nucleotides. NCBI's taxonomy places the organism in Eukaryota, Metazoa, Arthropoda, Insecta, Diptera, Chironomidae. The record is from the annotation of a GenBank genome assembly.